UCCCAGAGUGGGUGGAAACAGAGAAAUGCAGCUCCCUCCACCAGCUUACUUCCCCUCAAUCCCUGGGUAGGAAGGUCGCACAGUAACUCCUGAUUCGCUUCUGCAACUUUCCAAGCUCUGCCCUCCCUCUCAAAUAAAACUACCAGUGGAUAGAAGCUGCAGUGUGCAGCUAGCAAGUGGCAAAGAACACAUCAUGUACAUUGAGAGUCCCAGGGCUUAACUUUGUUUUGAGAAACCGGCCAAGAUUUAACAGCCAGAAGGAGGUGCGGGUUUGCAAAAAACGCACAAGUGACCGAUCCAACGUUUGAAAAGGGGAUGGAUCUCCACACGGGGAUGCAGAAGAUGUCCAUUCUUUAUCAAACAGGAAAGGGAGCUCCAUGUUUGGGAUGCAGAGGAAUGUGCAAAGCAUUUGAGCCACAUCCUUGGAGGAAGAUAUGCAAGUCAUGCAAAUGCAACCAAGAGGAUCACAGCCUGCACUCUGAUGCUGAGGACGAUCGGAAAAUCGGCCGCCUUUUGGCUGACUCUAACUAUUCCAAUCUGACUGCGCGGGUGAAGGGAGGAGAUGGAGUCCGCAUUUAUAAGAGGAACCGAAUGAUUAUUACCAAUCCCAAUGUAACAAAGAAAGAUCCAACUUUUGACACAGUCACAUAUGAGUGGGCCCCACCAGGGCUGACCCAGAAACUGGCUAUUCAUUAUAUGGAACUUAUUCCAAAGGAAAUGCAGCCAAUUGCUGGCACAGAGGGGGCCUACUAUCGCCGUAAGCAACUAAUGAGGCAGCUGCCAGUCUACGACCAGGACCCUUUCCAAUGCCAUGCUUUGUCGGAGAGUGAGGUGAAGAGCAUGGAGGAGUUUGUCAGGAAGUACAAGAAUGAGUCACUGGGAGUUGGAGAAGUGGCACUGCCAGGCCAGGUGGGUAGUGCCAAAGAAAAAGCUAACCCGAAGCAGAAAAAUGAAGCCAUGGGACAAUUUAGCAAUGGUAAAACAGCAAAAGGGGAGCCUCGGGAUGGUCCCGCUUCAACCAAUGGAACGCCACCGGAGGCCCAAGAGAGAAAUGAAUAUCAUUGUGAGCUUUGCAAGCAGCCAGUCAGCAGUGAGAGCCCCGUGGUGUAUGGGGAGCGAGCAGGGUAUGACAGGCUUUGGCACCCAGCAUGCUUUUUGUGUACCUGGUGCAGAGAACCCCUGGUGGAUCUCAUUUACUUCUGGAAGUGUGGGAAGCUCCUGUGUGGUCGCCAUUUCUGUGAGAGUGAGAAGUACCGCUGUGCUGCCUGUGAUGAGUUGAUUUUCUCAGAAGACUACAUAGAAAGCGGGGGACUGACAUGGCACAAGAAACAUUUCUGCUGCAUGGAAUGUGAGCAGCCACUGUUGGGAAAAUCCUUUGAGCUGGAGCAGGCCAAGCUGUCCUGCAUAUCCUGUUACAAAAGCACCAAGAAAAUGUGAUGGUCUUUCCCUGGAACAUGGUUUUCAUGCACAAUACGCAUUAAAGCUAAGGAAGUUUAGUCAGCUAAUGCAUAGGAAGCAGAUCUAACUAUGAUAUUGUAACCAGUUUCUAUGAGGGAAGCGGUUCCACAGAGUGGGCAUUCUUUGAUUUAUUUAUUGUCAUAAGUAUUUUGUUACAGAAUACAUUGAAACGUGUUAUAUAGUGUCGCCAUGCUCUGGCGCCAUCUUAAAAUGCAGAAAGAUAAACCAAAACAUAGAACAUAAAGACGGAAAAAUAAAGUAUUCUUUAAAAUCUCUACAAGAUUCAUUUGUGAGACAGCGGUGAGGUUUGUGUUAUUAGUUCAUUUUUUGCAAUGCCCCUCUGAGUGAAACACUUUACCAUCCAUAGAAAUGACCCAUUUUUAAUAUAAAAUGCUCAAUCUCAGCAUUCGCCUUGUCCAUAAAACACUGCUACACCCCACUCUGACUGCUCAAAAAGAAAUACUUCUGUAUAAAUAGUUGUUAGAUGUAGGUUUACAUUUGUAAAACUGACGAUAUCCAGUUGUAGAUCACUGCCGGAUAGAUAACAGAAAAUAUUGGAAGUGUUUGUGUGGAUUAAGCAUGCAAUGGGUGUUAAUACACAGAAAUCCUGUUCCACUAAUUGAUCUCUGGGAAAGUAAUGAUUCCCUUUCCCUUCCACUUAAGAGUGGAAAUGAAAGAUUUGGAUGUUAAGUGUUUAGCACCAGUUUAUAGCUGUCUUUUAUUAUUCAAAUAUGAGGACCUAAAAAAGAACCCUUCAGAACCUGUCAAUUUAAGACUGCAAGAUUUUAUAUUGGAUGAGGAUAAAAAACAUUUGUACAGUCCCUUUAUCCAAUAUUGUGGAGAGAUUCUGCUAGAUUCCUUUCAAUGUUUAUAAAUUUAGAAUAAAAAGCAACCUAAGGGCAUGGCAUGAAAUGGCUCAUGGAAAAUUUAAUCUGGAAUCUACUGAACGGACAUUCCUGUGGGGGGAUUUUGAGCUAAAAUUAAACUGCUGUUGGCAUUGAAUGUAUACAGCUGUGUAUUAUGGUAAAGGUGAAAUCCUUUUGGAUGGUCACUAACAAAAUAUCAGCACUUGGAAUUGAACCCAUUGUAUUUUGCAGUUUAGAUUAAACAAGCACCCUUGUGCAAAAAGACAACCUGAGAAUUUCCCGGAAGAUCCCCAACUGCCUGAAUUGGUAGUGACAGCGAAUAAGCCAAGCUUAUAAUUUGAUUGAACAAUGCUGAGCUCGUGCAAGAGGAAGGGUGUUGCUGUGCCCCUGGCUGAAGAGGAGAAGAUCAACCAGGAUUCACAUUCCCACGUCACUAUCCCCGGUAACCUCUGUCUGUGGAUGAAGGUAAAAGUAGCAUUCUGCUAUGAUGCCCAUCAUAGUCAGAUAGCCCCUUGGCAUUCUCAGUGUACCAGCAAAGUAGUCUCAUGAGCCAGACACAGUAAUGGAGCCCUGUACCCACGGGCUGUGCCACAGAAAGGAAUGAUUACAGAGGCACCGAGAAACCUUAACAACCAUCAUAUCUGUCAGUUUAGAGUUUAAAGUUAUUGCCUCUGAGGUGAUCUCGGCUAAGUUUAGCUUUGAUUUGAACAAAUUGCACAAAGUCAUAAGAGGACAUAAUGAUUGAAUUUUGAAUGUGCUCUUGGGUAAUUACAUUGUUGUUGGAAUUUCUUUUAUGACAGACAGACCAAUCUUGGUGUCUUCAUGCUGAGAAUGUUCCUGUUUUAAGAUAUUACUGCACAGCUGCUAAACAGCAUACUCCCAAUGACAUUUCUCUUGCAGCAGAUAAGCUGACACUUUUCUUAGAUGUAUUGGAGGGGAUUCAGGGGGAAAGAAAUGCCUGAAGUCUACAUCUGUACAAUUUAUUAAUGCAAUGUUAUUUAGAAACCAACUACUCUCAGACAGAGACAGAAACAAGUUGCACUUACUGUCUUUUUAUGCUGUUAUUUUUGUAAAAGUAUCUCAUUGCUUUACAUUGGAAUAACUUCAAGUUUUCUUGAUUAAAAAUGCAUUGAUUCUUAGUUGUAGUCGAAACUGCAAAAGUUAUGGAUUCACAUUUCCAACUACGAGCAUCAUUGAAGUGGAGCCUGAUGGGCAAUUGACAUGAAAGUUUCCCAGUCCAUUAAUUCCUGUAUGACCUAUUGGCUUGUGUAUCAAAAGUUCUUCCUCAUAGACCCUCUUUGAUAGCUUAAGCUAUAUGUCAACCAUGUGAAUCUGUACACUAGUUCAGUGCCUGUGUUAAUAUUGAGAUGCUGGGGUUACCUCCGUUUAAAAUAUUUCCUUGUAAUAUUUUGUUGAGAAUAAAAUGUUCAAUACAA
Messenger RNA from Rhincodon typus (whale shark), 3760 nucleotides. It is a transcript of the gene lmcd1, whose product is annotated as LIM and cysteine-rich domains 1. The transcript is spliced from 6 exons. Lineage: Eukaryota; Metazoa; Chordata; Chondrichthyes; Orectolobiformes; Rhincodontidae. The record is from RefSeq and is a predicted model, not a curated record. Gene Ontology annotation, molecular function: zinc ion binding. The coding region runs from base 316 to 1437 and encodes 373 amino acids.